Molecule: messenger RNA, 321 nt
Organism: Microthlaspi erraticum
Lineage: Eukaryota; Viridiplantae; Streptophyta; Magnoliopsida; Brassicales; Brassicaceae
Source: the annotation of a GenBank genome assembly
AUGGUGAAGAAAGACGAGAACGCGAACCGGCUUGAAAACAAUCUCCAAGAAGCAGCUAAAGACUUGGCUAGCAUGAAAGUCACAUUACCGAAAGUGUUAUCGGAAAGAGAAGAGAUGUGGAAGGAAGUGAAGGAAUGGAGAAAGAGAAACAUGGAUUUGGAGUCAGAGAAGGAGAUGUUGAAGAAGAAGGUAGAGAAUUUGGAAGAGGACACACUGAUUAAAGAAGGUCAGAUCACGAUACUCAAAGACACACUUGGAAGCAAGCCUUUCGAUCUUCUCUCCAGUCCUGACUUUUCAUAUAACGAUUUCUUAGUCCAGUAG